Purpureocillium lilacinum is the source of this 930-nucleotide messenger RNA. RefSeq lists its product as uncharacterized. Gene Ontology annotation, molecular function: phosphoadenylyl-sulfate reductase (thioredoxin) activity. The record is from RefSeq and is a predicted model, not a curated record. Lineage: Eukaryota; Fungi; Ascomycota; Sordariomycetes; Hypocreales; Ophiocordycipitaceae. Gene Ontology annotation, cellular component: cytoplasm.
AUGAGCACCACCAUGACGGAAACGACAACUCGGAUCUCCUUCUCUGACGACAAGAUGGACCACAACGACAUCGAGUCCGGGUACGUGUCGGGCCAGUCCGACUACGCCCCCUCGCCGAAACAGGAGUCGAAGCCCAAGGUGUCCCUGACCAAGGAGCACAUCGCCUACCUCAACGACCAGAUGGAGAAUAUGCACCCCAUGGACAUUCUCCGCUUCUGCAAAAUCAUGUUCCCCAACCUCUACCAGUCGACGGCAUUCGGCCUGACCGGCCUGGCCACCAUGGACAUGCUGUCCAAGAUCCAGCAGGAGAACCCCAACUCCAAGACCGUCGACCUCAUCUUCCUGGAUACCUUGUACCACUUCAAGGAGACGUACGAGCUCGUCGACCGGGUCAAGGCGCGGUAUCCCAACGUGCCCGUUCACAUCUUCAAGCCCGACGGCGUCGACACCGUGGAGGAACUCGAGGAGACGUACGGCCAGGAGAUGUGGAACACGGCCAGCGACAUGUAUGACUGGAUCGUCAAGGUCGAGCCCCUGCAACGGGCAUACGACGAACUCAAGGUGACUGCCGUCCUCAACGGCCGCCGCCGCUCGCAGGGUGCCGCCCGUGGAUCCAUCCCCAUCAUCGAACUCGAUGAGGAGCGGGGCAUCAUCAAGAUCAACCCCAUGGCCGCCUGGUCCUUCAAGCAAGUCAACGACUACAUCAGGGAGAACAAUGUGCCGUACAACGCCCUCCUGGACCAAGGGUACAAGUCCGUCGGCGACUGGCACUCGACCAGCCCCGUCGCCGAGGGCGAGGACGAGCGUGCCGGCCGCUGGAAGGGCCAGGCCAAGACGGAGUGCGGCAUCCACAACAAGAAGUCGCGAUAUGCCCAAUUCGUCGAGGAGAUGGAGAAGAAGAAGACCGCCGGCAUGGUGGCGCCCGUCUAA